Molecule: messenger RNA, 1167 nt
Organism: Photinus pyralis (common eastern firefly)
Lineage: Eukaryota; Metazoa; Arthropoda; Insecta; Coleoptera; Lampyridae
Exons: 2
Coding region: 849-1139 (96 amino acids)
Source: RefSeq, a predicted model, not a curated record
UUUCCCACCUAGAAAUUGCAUGGUUGCCAACUCUCGAAAAUGUAUGUAUCAUUGUAAGUUAUAUAUACAGGGUGGAACCUUUCAAAGCUGAACAAAUAUUGGGCAGAAGCGCGCAUGCGCAGAUGUGUGGGUGGUAUCUGUGCUAGCCCAUAGUAAUUUUUGUUGUGAAAUUGCACUGUUCACAAUUAAAAAGUUUGGAAAUAUUAUACGUUAGACGAUCAUUCUUUUACUCAUCCUUAUUGCUGGUUGCAUAAUAUUGCACUGACCACAUUUAAAAUUUUUGAAAGUAGGUAACGUGAUAAAAUGGGACAUUUAAAAACUAAUCCUUGCUCUUUAAGGAGUAAUUACAUUUACUUUCACAGCCAUAAAAACUACAUUAUUGAUUACUUUUGGCGAUGGUAAAUAAACAAACUGGCGGUCUUAUCCCACCGAUAGUAAUUACAAUGUGCUGCCACCAGAGGUCUCAGUGUUAAUCUGAAUCGCGAAUAUUCUGAGAAACCCUGUACCUACGUCUUUCGGCAAGAUAAAAAAUAUUCAAAUUUCCAAAAUCUGGAAAAUGUCAACGAACUUUUAAAAAUGCAAACAAAAAAUUCUAUCUUCUGCAAAAUUAGGACAUGACACCUUCAAAUAAUCAAAGAUAAGUAAUGCAACUCAUUUGCAUCUCGCCCGCACAACCUGAGAACAGUUAGUACUCAAUAACUACAUUUUUAUUAAUUAGUGGGUGACCUACAUCUCGUUAAGGCAAGCUAACUGUACCUGCAUACUUUGCAUGGAGGAAGCCCCUUCAUUUUAAUAAGCGACAAUGACUGCACAAAUGAUAGUCUUGUGCUACCCACACACGGAUCACCAUGCAGGUGCAUCACAAGAUUUUGACGGUGCUAACUUUCGCGAUCACUAUUUUCACAUUAUGCACCGGUGCGAAAACCAGCAGGAAACUAAGGAAGGGGCUGUUGCGCCAAAAGGAAACGAAUCCCGUAAACUUCAUUAGGUUAGUCGUGAUGAGGUUAAUUUACGGCAUGGCCACACGUAUGGGUUUCGGUGAGAAUAUUUCGGAAGCGCUCAACGGCGCCUUUGUACCACCGGGAGUCGAGGAGGAUUACGAUUUUGAUUUAUCCGAUCAAGACGACUACGACUUCUAAAAACGGACCGUGAAGAGUGCCUCAUCGU